Molecule: messenger RNA, 3146 nt
Organism: Trichoderma harzianum CBS 226.95
Lineage: Eukaryota; Fungi; Ascomycota; Sordariomycetes; Hypocreales; Hypocreaceae
Exons: 5
Coding region: 476-2656 (726 amino acids)
Cellular component (GO): mRNA cleavage and polyadenylation specificity factor complex
Source: RefSeq, a predicted model, not a curated record
CUCUGACAGGGAUCUGCCACCUUGGACCCGCGUCACGUUCCCGUCGCCAAAACCUUUUGGCAGAGCUUCCCCAAGCAACCAGCAAAUCUGCCAUCUGCAUUGCCUUUGCGACUUCACCAAAGAACACGGCUCGCCAAGCAUCUCGAUAUCGACGACCUCGGCAGCGCCAUUCCAACAAGCGCGACUUGCUGCGACUCCGAGUCACGAGCUUCAAGAACUUGUGGUGGCUGGUGUGGGAGAGAUUGGCGCAGGGCAUGACGAUCGACUAGAAGAAAGAGAUUGAUACUAUUCCAGUAGCCUAGCCUGUUUGUCGCGCGACCUCAAAUGCUGCAUCUGCAUCUGCAUCUGCAUUCUUCUCCCGCACGUUCCCCUCCUCUGAUGUCGUCCGCUUCGCUCGUGCCUAUCGCUCGUCCCACGCAUUGAGAGAUACCACCAUCUAUAUCUAUCUGCCUGCCAUUGCCGCCUCGUCGACGUCAUGGCUACCUCGUCGGCCCUCUCUGUGCCAGACCAGAUCCGCCAGCUCAAUGAUGCCCGCAAGCUGGUCCUGGGCGACGUCAAGUACUAUCCAAGCGUGGUCAGAGGCAUCCUGCCCAUCAUUGGGCCCACGGCGCCGAUAGAGCUGCGACGAUGGGUCACUGAUUUCCUGGCCGAGGCAUUUGCCACGCCGGCGCUGCCCAAUUCCGAGAAGGAGACGAUGCAGCCAUAUGUGUUGACGACACUGGAGUCGCUGAUUGAGCACGAGGGUGAUGCACAGGUCCUGAGGAAUGUGAUACAGACGGCAGCGAGCAUCUAUCCGCUGGCCAUGAGGUGGAUCAUCAACAACAGCUACGACACGGUGACGUGGGAGAGGAUGGUGAGUAUCAAGCAGAAGAUUUUGCAGCUGUGGGACAUUGUCCCUCCCACGGUGAGGAUAUGCUGCAUCAAGUUUGCCCAGCGAGUGGUGCUGGCGCAAAGCGUUGCUUCGGGCGCUGAACACAGGUAUGGUGGCGGACUGGAUGUCUCUCUGGACAAAGUGCCGCCCAACCACCAGACGCUCGAUCCUAGAACUCUCGAGGCAGAGGCAAGUGGGCUGUUGGACCGCAUGUUGAGUAUAUUACAGGGGAACAACGAUGGUCUUCUUGUAGAUGCGACUUUGAACUGCUUGUCCAUCAUGGUGCGGACUCGCCCGGCUACCUCCAGUCGGAUCCUCAAUGCAUUGCUCAACUUCAACCCUCUACAAGCCGCCAACUCGCCAUUGACCCCCAAAACCAAGGUGAUGAUCAAGUCCAUGGAAAAGACGGCACGGCUGCUAUUGAUUCACCUGAGUAAGCGAGACCCCCACAACCCAAUCGUGCCUAGAAUACAGCAGCAUGUGGAGGGCACAAUGCGUAUGGUAGCCGAGCUCUUCGACAGUGCUGGCCGGAAAAGACCUCUGGAGCCCAAGCCACAAGACGGAUAUGAUGCCAAGCGCCCACGGAUCGAGGCUUCCCAGAUCCAGAUCCCCCCCUUGGGCCCAGGCCCCCAUAGCCUGGCCGACGUCUUUACCCUUAUUGGCAACGAUGGACUCAAGUUCUUCGACGUCUCUCAGGUUCCCCCCAGCCUCGUAGCCAGAAUUGCCGUGAAUACCCUGUCUAGGUUGGAUGCCCAGGUCCUCGCAAAGGCUGUAGAUGGCGUUCGCGGCCGACUGGAGACGCUGAACAAUAGCCCUCCAGCGGAGCUGAAUCCAAACACUGCGCCUUUGGGUGUUGACGAGGAUGAGGAUGACUAUGAGCCGGACUUUUAUCAAGCAGAGGAUACGGAGCAGAUCCUGAACAAGCUGGAUAGCGCCCCGGCACCAGCCGUGGCCGAACCCAGAAUAAGCCUGGACGACACGUUGGGGCUGAGAUCCUUCAGCCUUCCCCAGCCGCAGCAGUUGACGCCAGAGAUGGCUCUCAACGCGGGCAAUGGCACGGUAACGAGAGUGCUAGAGAUGAUGAAGUCUCUAGAUGAACCAGCAACGAAGAAGCAAAAGGCCGGAUUCAAUCGCCUUGCAGCGAGCUCCGAGAGCAGAGAUUCCUGGAUGACCAUUUUGGCACGUCUGGCAACACGGUCAUCGGCAGGGCUUGAAGAGAUAUCAGUCAAGGCCGAGGCAGACGACUCUAGCCGGCCGUCAUCCCUCAACAACGGUAUCAGGGAGAUUCUUUACAACUACAUCAUGGAAGACUUCCGAACGCACAUUGACGUCGCGGUAUCAUGGCUGUGCGAGGAGUGGUACAACGACAAGGUGCAACAAAAAGCCGGGGGCGACCAUCCGUUAUACUACGAGAAGUGCACGCUACGGCUCAUUGACGGCUUUCUACCGUACCUGCGCCCACAGGACAAGGUGCUGACGCGGUUUCUGAGCGAGAUUCCCGAGCUAAACCGGGCGAUUCUUUCUCGCGUGAAGCACAUGUGUCGAGAUCCAAGUGUGACGCAGUUGGCGUUGACGAGCUUGCUGUAUUUGGUGAUUAUGCGGCCUCCCAUCAAAGAGGCUGCUCUGGAUACAGUUCAAGAUAUUUGGACAGACUACGAAGAUGCUAGGUCUAUGGCCGGCAAAUAUCUUACCAAAUAUCGGCCACUAUUUCUAGAAAAUGCAACAAACCGCGAAAACAACGAUAGCCCGACACCAGCACCAGCAGGAGCUGCCAUUACCACAUAAACAAUGGCGCUGUACCUACUUACAGAAUGACUAGGAGAGGGGCCAGAUGUGAUACCAACAGCUUGAAAGAUGACAGUUCUCAGCAGCCAAGAAGCUGUGCAAGACAAAGAAAAAAGUAUCGGCUCGAAUGUGGGAGGGAUUCGUCACAGAAUGCAUGGCCAGAUCAUGAUUGGACAAAAUAGAGGGACUUUACUAAGUCGUAAUAGCGGCGUAGAACUUGCGUAUGAAAUCGGGGCAAGGCGUUUCGUUGACCGCCACGCGAACAUGAGAAAAGAUGGCGCGGAUAUCCGGGAUAUAAGAGAGAUGUGUAUGUAUAGGGAUGGUUUACCACGGAACUGCCCCAGUGUAUUGGAAGAAGGGGGCGAUGAAUAAAUUUUGUAUGAGGUUUACAAACGGGCAGAUGAAGAGUUUGGCGGGCAAAUAAAUACUAUACCUAGCAGUUAUUUGGACAAUACCAAUAUUAUACAGGAAUUUAUAUUCUGUAUCUACC